AUGAUUCAAACGGGUCAUGAUGUUGGCAUCGCGUUUGCACUUAACAUCGCCGCCGGAGCUGCUACAGUUCUAGGCGGAAUGGUCAUCUUUAGUAAGCGUCUCGUAUACUUGGCCAACCCAGUGAGUUUGGCAGUUGCGCUCAGCGUCUCGUCUGGUGUCAUGAUGUUCAUCUCGUUAGCUGAACUCUUUGGCAAAGCGGUGCACUCACUCACACAAGGCAUUCGAACGGAAGACAUGUCGGAUGAGAAGGCAACUGGCCAUGGCUGGCUAGCAGCUAUUUGCUGCUUUGCGUUCGGCAUUGGUCUCCUCUACGUCAUUGAUAUGGUCGUGCAUAAAAUCUCACCUGAACACGAGAUGACGGAAAUUGAAAACCUUAAAGGUGUUCGUGAAUCGAUGCAACAAUUUGAAAGCUAUAAAAUGGCAAACAAAAGCUCGACACCGUGUGUGGAAUCUGGUCCAUCUACAUGUGCUGAACCAACGCCCAACUAUGUCCAAAUGAAUGAAAACGCCAAGCAAUCAUUGCAACGAAUGGGCUUGCUGAGUGCGUUGGCAAUUGGUAUUCACAAUUUGCCAGAGGGCGUUGCUACUUAUGUCGGAGCAAUCCAGAACUCUUCGGUUGGAUUCUCUCUUGCUGUUGGUAUCGGUUUGCACAACAUUCCCGAAGGGAUCGCUGUUGCUGCUCCAAUAUACUUUGCCACCGGGUCUCGCUCGCGAGGAAUAAUGUGGUGCGCAAUUUCUGCUGGUGCUGAGCCACUUGGCGGACUUGUUGCAUGGUUGGCCAUUGGUAACGGCAUGGAGCCACUUUCGGAGGGGAUUCUAUUUGGCAUUGUUUGUGGCAUCAUGGUGUGCAUUUGUGUAAAGGAACUGAUCCCUACAGCAUACAAGUUUGCCAAGGACAAGACGCAUAUUGUUGCUUUUGGUAAUUUUGCUGGUAUGUUCAUUAUGGCGGCCAGCCUCACGCUCUUUGGCUACGCAGGUGUGUAA
Messenger RNA from Peronospora belbahrii, 984 nucleotides. The record is from the annotation of a GenBank genome assembly. Lineage: Eukaryota; Oomycota; Peronosporomycetes; Peronosporales; Peronosporaceae.